AUGCAAGCCCUACGGCGCCUCUCCGCAGCAGCGGUGCUCCUCCUCCACUAUGUACUCGCUCUCCCACAAGCAGGCAUCACCGUGGCUCCGUCACCAGUAGCAUGGGUGACCGUAGAUGCCUCUGGCUCGGCACGAACGAUCACACCGGAGGUGAUCACCACGCAAGGGCAGCUCACAACCGUGUCGGGUGCGCCGUCCGAUCUCCUCUCCACCGCAACUUACACCCUCUCCCCGAACGGCCGGGCAUCCACCUACACCGGCCUGGCGCCCGUCGCCUCCGCAACCGGCACCGGGGACAACCCAGCAGGCGUCUUCCCGGCAUGCGACGCCAACGCCGGCGUCGGAUCCGUCGCGCCGUUCUGCCUCCCCAAAGCAGGCAGCGAACUGCACCCAGGAAAGACCUACUACAUAACCUGGUCCCCUGCCUCCUUCUCCCCACCAACCCUCGAACUAACCCUCCAAGCCCUCUUCGGCGAGUCCAGCGCCCGCCCCAACCUCACCUCCCCCCCAAUCCCCGCCUCAGCAGGCUUCUACGCCUUCCACAUCCCCCCCAACAUCCUCCACACCAACCCACCACCAAAAGACGGCCGCCUCAACCUAACCUUCCAACUCACCCACCCCUCACCCUCCUCCUCCAACACCGCCGCCAACACCCCCAACAACAACACCAACACCACCAACCCCACAUCCCAACAACCCCCCCUAACAACCCACCCCGGCCCAACAGUCUUCAUCACCACACCCUCCUCCUCCUCCUCCUCCUCCUCCUCCUCCUCCUCCUCCUCCUCCUCCUCCGCUCCACCGAACGCAGGGCCGGACAUCGUACCGAUCCUGCUACCGAUCCUGGCAGCGGUGGCGAUCGCGGUCGCGGUAGCGCUCUGUGUGAUCUCAUGGCGCAAGCACGGGCGUAUGCCGCUUGUUGGGGGCGUUGUGGGGAAGAUGGGGAAGUUGACGGAUCGGGCGAGUUGGUCGCCGACGGGACGGGGUGUGGGUGGUGGGAGGAAUGUCUUUCAGGAGGAGGUUGAGCGGCAGGAGCGGUUGCGGUGA
Molecule: messenger RNA, 1047 nt
Organism: Chaetomium fimeti
Lineage: Eukaryota; Fungi; Ascomycota; Sordariomycetes; Sordariales; Chaetomiaceae
Exons: 3
Coding region: 1-1047 (348 amino acids)
Source: RefSeq, a predicted model, not a curated record